Messenger RNA from Melospiza georgiana, 2566 nucleotides. RefSeq names its product guanosine monophosphate reductase (gene GMPR). Gene Ontology annotation, biological process: nucleotide metabolic process. Gene Ontology annotation, molecular function: GMP reductase activity. NCBI's taxonomy places the organism in Eukaryota, Metazoa, Chordata, Aves, Passeriformes, Passerellidae. Gene Ontology annotation, cellular component: GMP reductase complex. The record is from RefSeq and is a predicted model, not a curated record. The coding region runs from base 95 to 1132 and encodes 345 amino acids. The transcript has 9 exons.
GGCGGGGCGGUGCAGUCAGCACAGCAGGGCCGCCGCUGCCGCCGCCUCCGCUGCCAGGACAGCCCCGGCCCCCGCACCCCGGCACCCCAGCGAGAUGCCCCGGGUAGACGCAGACCUCAAACUGGACUUUAAAGAUGUCCUGGUCAGACCUAAAAGGAGCAGCCUCAAAAGCAGAGCAGAGGUCGACCUCACACGCACCUUCACCUUCCGUAACUCCAAGCAGACGUACACAGGAAUUCCCAUUAUAGUGGCAAAUAUGGACACUGUGGGGACGUUUGAAAUGGCUGUGGUUAUGGCAAAACAUGCAAUGUUCACUGCAAUUCACAAGCAUUAUUCUCUGGAAGAAUGGAAACUGUUUGCUGCCAAUCACCCAGAAUGCCUUGAGCAUGUAGCAGCAAGCUCAGGUAGUGGACAAGAAGAUUUGAAAAAGUUAACAAGUAUUCUAGAGGCCAUUCCAGCUAUCAAAUACAUCUGCCUGGAUGUGGCAAACGGCUAUUCAGAGUAUUUCGUGGAGUUUGUGAAGUCCGUCCGUGCCCUGUUCCCACAUCACACCAUUAUGGCGGGCAAUGUGGUGACGGGAGAGAUGGUAGAAGAACUUAUUAUUUCUGGAGCAGAUAUUAUUAAAGUGGGUAUUGGACCAGGUUCUGUGUGUACCACUCGGAUUAAGACAGGGGUGGGCUAUCCACAGCUAAGUGCUGUUAUUGAGUGUGCAGACUCAGCACAUGGCUUGAAAGGACAUAUCAUCUCUGACGGAGGAUGCAACUGCCCAGGAGAUGUCGCCAAAGCGUUUGGAGCUGGUGCUGACUUCGUCAUGAUUGGAGGAAUGUUUGCAGGCCAUGACCAGAGUGCUGGAGAAAUUCUAGAAAGGAACGGCAAGAAGGUGAAACUAUUCUAUGGAAUGAGCUCUGAUACAGCUAUGAAGAAGCAUGCAGGAGGGGUUGCUGAAUACAGGGCUUCAGAGGGCAAGACUGUGGAGGUGCCAUACAAAGGGGAUGUGGAACACACCAUCCUGGACAUCCUCGGGGGGCUGCGCUCCACCUGCACCUACGUGGGAGCUGCCAAACUCAAGGAACUGAGCAAGAGAACGACGUUUAUCCGGGUCACCCAGCAGCACAACGAGGUCUUCUCCUAGCCUAGGCCUGGGGGGCUGGAGAGAGGGCUGGGAAAGAAGAGCAGGAAGGGCUGCUCUCUUCCUUUGCUUUCUCCUCCAUGUUGUGUUAGUGGCAAACUUCCCUCUCUCAGAACGGCAGUGUCAUAGCCAUUGGCUAUGGCUUGGAUUUGGAAGGGGAAGGUCAUGCUAUUAACACAAUGCCAUUGAUUCAAAAUGCAAUUGCCUCAUCUUUUAUCAUUGUGCCUAUUUUAUUUUUUAGUCAUUUCUUCACCUGUUUUUUUUCCCCUCUGAUAAAUAGCUGCUGAAACCUCAGUUAACAAGGAAUUGGCUUGUACAGACAUGGCUGUUAACGCCUGCACACAUUCACACAUUCCCUUUUCUAAGACUGACCUGUCAACUACCACCACUUUCUGGCAGUGCACCUUUCAGAAAUUGCUGGCUGGGAGAGAAAAAGAUGAAAGGAAUUGCAUGGAGAAAAAAAUCCUCAAAUUCUCUUCAUCUUUUUUCUGGCUAAAGAACAGAUGAUAUGACACAGCUGCCAGAGGUGGAUGGUAGAUGAGGCCUGGCUGCCUGUGAGAUGUGAUGCUAAAAACACCAGAUCUCUGUCACUUUCAGUUGACAGGGCUGAUGUUGCUGUUCUUUCUUAAACCUCCCUGUUCAAUGGACUUGCCCCUUCAGAGAAGCGGGCACUGAAUGUAGCAAAACCGUGCUGGCCCCCCUGCCCCCGUCUGAGGAGAUCAUUCCGGUGACCACUUUUCAGAGCUUGCCUGCUUUAUCAUAAGUGCAGUUAUUGAAUUACCUGGGUUCCUGCUUUUACCUUCUCUCUGGGAACAGGUUUUUAAGAUAUUGAAACUCAGCAACUGUAAGCCUGACAUGGGGGGACGAUUCUUUGUAGCCCUCCCUGUUCCCUUGCCCGCUCACAUCCAUUUAGCAAAGAUGUAAAAACACUGUGCAGUGUAUUGUCUGUGGCCAGGUGGAGGAGGCCAGAGGGAUCAAAUUGCCUUCUGGUUAUGUGGUACCACUCCUUUGCAGUCCUUGACAUCAUGUAAAGCAAGAGAGAGCUUUUGGCAGAGCAGCCUGGUUGAUUGCAAGACACUGUCAGGCUUAGAUGGAGUUGAAGUAUUUGCUCUAAAGGCAGUAGUGAAUAUUUGAGACUCUGAGUAACACCUCAAUAAAGUGUAAUGGCCUGAUAAUUAAUUGAUAAAUCACAAUGAAAAUUUCUUUGGAAAUACACAUUGCAUCCACAUGAAUACCACAGUAGCUCGAUAUGAUAAAUGAUGUAAAAGUGAGCACCAAUGAAUUAAUAAUGCUUGGCCACUUACUUUAAACUGCUGCUGAGAUCAUAAUGCAGCUGGUGUUACUUCAGUACUUCAGAGUCUUACUUUCCCCUCCUGUAGACAUCUGUGGAAAGAGGCAGGCUUCCUUUGAAAAGCAAAAAAGUGAUCUGUAGGAAAA